GACAGCUCUUUCCUGGGUCCAGAGUGUGAGGCUGCAGGGUGACCUCAGUCCUCGUGUGUGCCCGGCGCCCGCCGGCGGGUGCGUCGCGCUUCCUCGGAUCCCGCAGGACCUUGGCGGAACCCCCUGACCUAAUUCCUCGGCGAGGCAAUGUCUGGGAACCACAGCGGGGCCGCCGCAGCGGAAGAAAACAGUGCAAAGAUGAGAGUGAUUCGUGUGGGUACUCGCAAAAGCCAAUUGGCUCGCAUACAGACGGACAGCGUGGUGGCAAUGCUGAAAGCCUUAUAUCCUGGCCUGCAAUUUGAAAUCAUUGCAAUGUCCACCACAGGGGACAAGAUUCUGGACACUGCACUCUCUAAGAUUGGAGAGAAGAGCCUGUUUACCAAGGAACUGGAACAUGCACUAGAGAGGAAAGAAGUAGAUCUUGUUGUUCACUCCCUGAAGGACCUGCCCACUGUGCUUCCUCAAGGUUUCACCAUCGGAGCUAUCUGCAAGCGGGAGAACCCGAAUGAUGCUGUUAUCUUUCACCCAAAAUUUGUUGGAAGGACACUAGAGACCUUACCAGAGAAGAGUGUGGUAGGAACCAGCUCCCUGAGGAGAGCAGCACAACUGCAGAGAAAGUUCCCACAUCUGCAGUUCAAGAGCAUUCGGGGGAACCUCAACACAAGGCUUAGGAAGCUGGAUGAACAGCACGAGUUCAGUGCCAUAAUCCUGGCUGUAGCAGGCUUGCAGCGCAUGGGCUGGCAGAACAGAGUGGGCCAGAUUCUGCGCCCUGAGGAAUGCAUGUAUGCUGUGGGUCAGGGUGCCCUGGGUGUGGAAGUUCGAGCCAAGGACCAGGACAUCUUGGAUCUGGUGGGUGUGCUACAUGAUCCUGAGACUCUGCUCCGAUGCAUCGCUGAACGGGCCUUUCUAAGGCAGCUGGAAGGAGGCUGCAGUGUGCCAGUAGCAGUGCAUACAGUUAUGAAAGAUGGACAGCUGUACUUGACUGGAGGAGUCUGGAGUCUUGAUGGCUCAGACAGCAUGCAGGAGACUAUGCAGGCCACCAUCCACGUCCCUGCUCAGUAUGAAGAUGGCCCAGAAGAUGAUCCACAGUUGGUGGGUAUCACUGCCCGGAAAAUUCCACGGGGAAUCCAACUAGCUGCUGAGAAUUUGGGCAUCAACCUUGCCAAUUUGUUACUGAGCAAAGGAGCCAAGAAUAUUCUGGAUGUUGCUCGGCAACUAAAUGACGCUCACUAACUGGUCUGUGGGGCGUAGGUGCCUGGCUGACACUUGCUAAGUACCUACACCAGUCUUAGUGCGCCAUCCCCAAGUGGGUAGUGACCGCUCCAGGGGAACUGAACUAUAAGACUAGGGACUUGUCUCACGUUGAGGCCUUGGUAAUCAACUUCUUUCUCUUCAGUGGCCAUGGACUUUAUCUCAUUAGAGAAAAAGUCUAAGCCACAACCUUUGAAUGUAACCUAUUUUACUAAUAAAUCAGCUCUGAAGGUG
This is a messenger RNA of Erinaceus europaeus (western European hedgehog), 1485 nucleotides long. It is a transcript of the gene HMBS, whose product is annotated as hydroxymethylbilane synthase. The coding region runs from base 148 to 1233 and encodes 361 amino acids. The transcript is spliced from 14 exons. The record is from RefSeq and is a predicted model, not a curated record. Lineage: Eukaryota; Metazoa; Chordata; Mammalia; Eulipotyphla; Erinaceidae. Gene Ontology annotation, biological process: heme biosynthetic process. Gene Ontology annotation, cellular component: cytoplasm. Gene Ontology annotation, molecular function: hydroxymethylbilane synthase activity.